Molecule: messenger RNA, 804 nt
Organism: Bombina bombina (fire-bellied toad)
Lineage: Eukaryota; Metazoa; Chordata; Amphibia; Anura; Bombinatoridae
Gene: PRR7
Product: proline rich 7, synaptic
Exons: 2
Coding region: 37-804 (255 amino acids)
Source: RefSeq, a predicted model, not a curated record
AUAGAAAGAUGAAAGAAACAAAACUUCGGGAAUGAUAUGCCAUUCUUGGACAAAGAGUAUUUGACUUUGGUGUCGGUAAAACAGCAGUGUGUGUUUGGGGGUUCCUGCCCCCCUGUGUGGCAGAAUAAGAUGGUUAUGUCUCAGGGAACUUAUACCUUCCUCAGUUGUUUUGCUGGUUUCUGGCUGAUUUGGGGGCUUAUCGUGCUGCUCUGCUGUCUUUGUAGUUUCCUGAGACGAAGAAUGAAGAGACGCCGGGAAGAGAGGUUGAGGGAGCAGAGCCUGCGCUCUGUACACAUAGAGCCACUACAGUAUGAGGAAUAUGUAAGCAGCCCACGCAUUCCUGUAUCACACAGAAUGCGAGCACAGGCACCUCUACAGCCACCAGCAGCACAAGCACGUCCGUGGUCUGGGACCCGCAGGAACGAACCAGAUCUGUCUCAGCCUCCAUGUUAUGAAGAAGCACUGCUCAUGGCUGAGCCUCCACCACCAUAUAGUGAGGUCCUCACCGACACCCGAGGGAUUUAUCGGAAAAUACUCAGCCCUUUCCUCUCUGUCCAGGAUGAGAUGGUGAAACCAGAGCAACCCCUCAGCCAUAAACAGCAUCUGUCAGGACCCCCACACACUCAACAGCUUCCUGGAGCUCUGAGUUCACAGCUUACACCCAACCCACCACAUGAAGCUCAGAGGGGGAGACCACCAUCCUGGGCUGGCUCUGACUUAGGUGUUGGGGGACUGCACAGACUGCCUGGGGGCUGCCAACUUCCAUUCCCUAUCCCUUUGCUGGGGAGGACUACAGCUGUUUGA